Gordionus sp. m RMFG-2023 is the source of this 1884-nucleotide messenger RNA. RefSeq names its product charged multivesicular body protein 4b-like. The coding region runs from base 51 to 731 and encodes 226 amino acids. The transcript is spliced from 5 exons. The record is from RefSeq and is a predicted model, not a curated record. NCBI's taxonomy places the organism in Eukaryota, Metazoa, Nematomorpha, Gordioida, Chordodea, Parachordodidae. Gene Ontology annotation, biological process: vesicle budding from membrane; late endosome to vacuole transport via multivesicular body sorting pathway. Gene Ontology annotation, cellular component: multivesicular body; ESCRT III complex; cytoplasmic side of plasma membrane.
UCAAAACCGUAAAUCAAACUUUAGAUUAUUAUGUAUUUAUCAGAAGACAAAUGAGUAUAUUUAAUAAACUCAUGGGUAGCGGGAAGAAGGAAGAAGUCCCAACGCCUCAAGAAGCGAUAACAAGGCUGCGAGAUGUUGAAGACAUGUUAAUAAAAAAAUCGGAUUAUCUUGAAAAUAAAAUACAACAAGAAAUUGGACUUGCACGAAAAAAUGCUUCUGUAAAUAAAAGAAUCGCUAUACAAGCUUUAAAACGUAAAAAACGAUAUGAAAAACAACUACAGCAGAUAGAUGGCACUUUAUCAACUAUUGAAUUUCAAAGAGAAUCUUUAGAAAAUGCAAACACAAAUACAGAAGUAUUGCGGAUCAUGGGUUAUGCAGCAAAAGCAUUAAAAAUUACUCAUAAAGACAUGGAUAUUGAUAAAGUUCAUGAUCUAAUGGAUGAUGUUGCUGAGCAGCAAGAUAUAGCUAAUGAAAUAUCAGAUGCAAUAUCAAAUCCUAUUGGUUUUGGUCAGGAUAUUGAUGAAGCUGAAUUAAAUGCAGAACUUGAACAAUUAGAGCAAGAAGAAUUAGAUAAACAAUUGCUUAAUGUUGCUGGUCCAUCUAUUAUUCCAUUACCCACUCCUCCAAUGGCUGAGCCAUCAAAAUCACCAUCUAAAUCCAAAAUCAAAGCCUCCUCAUCUCAUAAUCAGGAUGACGAAGAUUUGCGUUUGCUUGAAUCAUGGGCUCAUUAAAUUACUAACCUAACCUUUUUACUUGUAAUCAAAUAAUCAUACAAAAUAUUUUAUUACUAAAAAUUUUGACUAAUUUUUUCCUUAGUUAAAUUAUAGUUUAGUUUUGACAAUGAAUACAUUUCAGCACUAAUAUGCAAGUGUAGUUAUCAGGAAAAAUUUGAGGAUGGUGCUCAAAAGGAACUGAAAAAAAUAGUUUUUUAUUUUCCACUAAUUAAAUUUCUUGUGUUCAUUACAAAAUGCACUACACGUCAUUCAUAUAAACCUUAUUUAUUUUUUAUUUAGAUUAAUUACCCAUUAUUCCUAUUUAAUAUGUAUUUAUUUUUUAUGUUAUAUUAUUAAAAUUAUUAAUACUUUGUACAAAAUUUAUAUUAUACAUACACAUACAGUACAUCACAUACACAUGUCAUUUUCACUAAUACGCCAAAAAUAUAAAAUAAAAUAAAAUUAUUAGAUAAAAACGCAUAUCACCUGCUUAAUGUCAGACAGACCCCAUUAUAUUUUUUUGUAACUUUUCCCGUCUAAAUAUAGUUUGUCUCAAAAUUUAUUUUUACAAUUUUUAAAUAGUAUUAUUGGAUUAUAAGACUACGUGGACGCUAUCAUAUUUUAUAUAAUUAUAGCGCGUUUGCGCCAAAAAAAAUCCAAAUUUCAAUUAAAUUUUUAAUCAUAAAUUACAAAUUUAUAUAUCUUCAUUUCAAUAGUACUCAUAUUUUUACAAGUCAAAAUUUAAAAAAGUUAGAUACAAUCUUAUAUAUAUUUAUUCGAUGAUCUAUUUUACUUUUUUUUGGAAAUUAAUUUCGCGACUCCAGGCAAUUUAUGAUUGAAUUCGUUAACCAUUAAUUCGGUUUUGAAUAAAUUGAAUGAUAAAACCGAUUUUUUUCAAUUAUUUCAUUAAAAUGGGCUUUAUUAUAUUAAAUUUCUAAUUUAAUUCCAAUGAUGUUUAUAUACUUCUAGAUUUUUUUUCAUUAAUUAAAAGGUCUAUACAUGGGGAUCACUAUCGCGUCAUUUUUUCAUUUGCACUUCGACUAAUUGUCUUUAUUAUCAUUAUAUGAAUGCACAUUAAUGUUAUUUAAUAGGUACAAACCACAGAAUGACGCUACAGCUGACUCCUAUGUAUGGACAUUUUUGAGUACAUUUAAUAAAGGAAUCGCCAAUC